GAUCAGCACCAGACCUCUCUGUGUUUGCUCCAGAAAUAGUCCCGCUAACAAGUCAUAUUAAGCGGGCUUACGCAGACAGGACUCAGCCUUGAACGGAUUUUAUGUUUGCUAUUUUAAUGUUUUAUUUCAAAAUGUAGACAUGUUACUGUUUUAUAAAACAGGUUAUUGCGACUGACGAGCGCGUAAAUCCUCACUUGGGUGUUUUACGCACGGACGUUACGCACAGACGUAUGUUUGUUUUUUCCACUUUUCUCGCCACUUAACUGUGACGUUUGCAGACAUGUUUUCACUUUUUUAUGGAUUUUUAUGUUUCUGUGUGCUGGGCUGCCGGCACCACGCGAGCUGUCAAGCGGACGAUGGUAAGCGGUACAUUUGCCGAGCAGUGCCGAUCAUCGGCGACGCCACCAGCUGCCCGGUGACCUUGUUACCUGAAGCCAGCGCUGGCGGCCAGGAAGAGGAGCUCCGUAACACCGUAAUGCAGCUACGGGAGACCAUUUUGCAGCAGAAAGAAACCAUUUCCAAACAACUAGGCACCAUCAACGAGCUGACCACCAAACUGUCUCUGUGCGCCUCCACGACUGAUGACAGAAAGUACGAAAAGGGGGCUUCUUGGGGUAAAGAGAAGCAAAACACCAUGGGAGACGUCCCAAGAGAUCCAAAUGACACCAUUGAGAAUCUUGGAAAAACAAUGCAAGGGCUCAAGGAUCGGCUGGAGAAUCUAGAGCAACAGCAGAUGCGGGCCAACAUAUCCGGCGCGCCUUUCCCCAGCGAGCUGCGUGACUUGCUGCAGCGUCGCUUGGUCGAGCUGGAGAAACAGCUCCUGAAGAAAGUCAGCAACUUGGAGGAGGAGAAGAGCAUGCUGUCCAACGCCACGGCGGCAUACCGGCUGAAGACUGAAAGCACGCUCAACGCGCUGGUGGAGAGGAUCAGUGAGCUGGAGAAAGGAGGUGAAGACUUCAAGUCCCCCGAGCAGUUCAAACUCUCCCUCCCCCAGCGUACAAACUACUUGUAUGGCCGCAUCACCAAGAGCCUCCCUGAGAUGUACGCGUUCACUCUCUGCAUGUGGAUCAAAUCCAGCGCCAGCCCAGGCAUUGGGACGCCAUUCUCCUACGGCGUUCCCGGACAAGCCAAUGAGAUUGUGCUGAUCGAAUGGGGCAAUAACCCAAUUGAGCUGCUCAUCAACGAUAAGGUCGCCCAGCUGCCCUUGGAUGUACGUGACGGACGGUGGCACCACAUUUGCAUCUGCUGGACCACAAGGGAUGGUCAGUGGGAGGCUUACCAGGAUGGGGAAAAACAAGGGACAGGAGACAACCUGGCGGCAUGGCACCCCAUCAAACCAGGGGGGGUGAUCAUCCUGGGACAGGAGCAGGACGUUGUAGGUGGGCGCUUCGAUGCCGGACAAGCGUUUGUGGGCGAACUGAGUCAAGUAAACAUUUGGGACCGUGUUCUGAAGCCAGUGGAGAUCCAGUCUAUGGCCAACUGUACGUCGUACAUGCCUGGUAAUGUGAUCUCGUGGCUAGCGAGCAACGUGGAGGUGUUCGGGAGGGGAGCCUUUAAGAGGCCCCUGGAGAUGUGUCAGGAGCGCCUGCCCAAUACCUAAACCCUUAUAGCCUCUGCCUUUAUUUUAAUUAACGAUCACAAUUUUUGUCUAAUUACUGUGACUAGAAGUUGUGAAAAAAGUAGCAUUUUGAGUGUUGGAUGUGCAAAUUGGCUGCUUGCUUCCUGUUUGUGCUGUCCACCCUUGCUGGUGAAAAGCUGCCCUCAGGUAUUACUGUCCUCCCACGGUAACCCCCAGGCUUUGAGAUGAUGAAAAUGCUCUCAAGCCCCGCACAGACGCACGCAACUGUUGCUAAUACAAAUACAUGAAGGCUCAGACUGACUCCCAGUUUGCUGUUGCGUGCUGUGCAAGAGAAAGCAGGAAGGAAGAUUAGCUAAUGUUAUGUCUAUUGCUUAGCUGGGGAAUCGGCUUGGAGCCAAAAUCAAUCACAGCAUGUAUCCUGACAUCUUUAGUCUAUGCUUGCACUUUAUUAGCAAAAUAAAUUGCCCUAUUUGUUGUGUGUGGACACCAGUGAUACUAAUGAGUCUGUCACAGUGCUUUUUCCCCUUUUUGCCUUUUACAUAUGAGCAAAACAAAUAUGUUUAUAGCAUCAUCACUGCAAAACAUUUGUGCUUGCUGUUUGUUCUAUAUACUGUAAUAGCUGAGCAACCAAAACUAUGAAUGUAUACUUCUAAUGUAUUAAUGGUGUAUCAGUCGUAGUGUCCUGUAUUGUUUUGUAUAGCUUUUUGCUGCAUAAUCAUUCCUGUGGCCUUCAUAGGGACUAAAGUGCCAACGUUUGUGUUGCAAGUACCAAACUGACAUCACCAAUAAGUGUAAAAUAAAGACAGCU
Molecule: messenger RNA, 2387 nt
Organism: Dunckerocampus dactyliophorus (ringed pipefish)
Lineage: Eukaryota; Metazoa; Chordata; Actinopteri; Syngnathiformes; Syngnathidae
Gene: nptx2b
Product: neuronal pentraxin IIb
Exons: 5
Coding region: 281-1600 (439 amino acids)
Source: RefSeq, a predicted model, not a curated record